Molecule: messenger RNA, 1060 nt
Organism: Falco peregrinus (peregrine falcon)
Lineage: Eukaryota; Metazoa; Chordata; Aves; Falconiformes; Falconidae
Gene: GIPR
Product: gastric inhibitory polypeptide receptor
Biological process (GO): cell surface receptor signaling pathway; adenylate cyclase-modulating G protein-coupled receptor signaling pathway
Cellular component (GO): plasma membrane
Molecular function (GO): G protein-coupled peptide receptor activity; gastric inhibitory peptide receptor activity; peptide hormone binding
Source: RefSeq, a predicted model, not a curated record
AUGGCGGAGGAGCGCUCAGCUCAGGCAACGCUGGCCGCUUGGCACCAGUACCGGCACGCCUGCGAACUCCGCCUGCACCUCGACCCCCCAGCACCCGGACCUGUUUGCAACCGCAGCUUCGACAUGUACGCCUGCUGGGGGGAUGCAGUCCCCAACACCACCGUCACUGUCCCCUGCCCCUGGUACCUGCCCUGGCACCACCGAGACUGGGAGACCUUUGGCGGGAUCAUUCGCAGUGCCCAGGAUCCGGCACAGGAGCAGCCGCUGCAGCGCCAGGCCUGGCUGCUGGAGCAGUUCCGGCUCCUCUACACUGUGGGCUACUCCCUGUCCCUUGUGGCCCUCCUGCUGGCGCUGCUACUGCUCCUCACCUUCAGGCGCCUGCAUUGCACCCGCAACUUCAUCCACGCCAACCUCUUCCUCUCCUUCGUGCUGCGGGCAGGCGCCAUCCUGACGCGGGACGCGCUGCUGCGCCGCCGCCUGCGCCCCGGCCCCCGCACCCCGCUGCAGCUGGUGGGCCAGGAGGCGGUGGCCAGCUGCCGGCUGGCCCAGGUGGUCACCCAGUACUGCGUGGGGGCCAACUACGGGUGGCUGCUGGCCGAGGGGCUCUUCCUCCACAAGCUCCUGGUGCUGGUGGCCUUCAGUGGCCGGCGCUGCCUACCUGCCUUCCUCCUCCUCGGCUGGGGAGCCCCCGUGCUCUUCGUGGUACCAUGGGUGGUAGCGAGGUACCUCUAUGAGAACGAGGGGUGCUGGGAGAGGAACGAGAAGGUGGCAGUGUGGUGGAUCAUCCGCUGUCCCAUCCUGGUGGCAGUGGCGGUGAACUUCAUGGUAUUUGUCCGCAUCGUCCGUAUCUUGGUGGCCAAAGUCCGGGCGCAUCAGGUGUCCCAGGGGGACACCAGGGUCAGGGUGGGGACAUGGGGUGGGGGUGUGCUGGCCCGCUCGACGCUGACGCUGAUCCCGCUGCUGGGGGUGCACGAGGUGGCCUUCGCCCUGUUGGGGGAGGGGCACGGGGGGGGCACCCUGCGCCUGGUGCGGCUCUGCCUGCAGCUGCUGCUGUCCUCCU